Molecule: messenger RNA, 890 nt
Organism: Didymodactylos carnosus
Lineage: Eukaryota; Metazoa; Rotifera; Eurotatoria; Philodinida; Philodinidae
Source: the annotation of a GenBank genome assembly
GCUCAUUUUUUGGAAUGCUUACUCUUGUCAAAAUUGUGGAACACAGGUAUUUUGUUUUUUGUGACUCGAAGAUACACGAUUAGACUCAGUUUUUGAUGGGGAAUCCAAAUAUAUCAAAUUCAAAAAACGACUAGAAAUGACGUUUGAGGUGAUUUAGUUUUUUCAAGAUGCACAUUUGCUGUUGACCAGUGGGAGUUUCAUUAUUCAAAAUAUAUUCUUAAGUUUUUUUUUUAUUCUAUCUAGGUGCAGCAGCAUCCGUUUAUGUCGGACAACCGUUGGAUACGAUUAAAGUGAAAUUACAAAUAUUUCCAAAAGUCUAUAAAAAUUCGCUGGAUUGUUUUAAGAAAAUUUAUACCAGUGAAGGAUUAACGGGCUUAUACAAAGGAACCGUACCGGCUCUAGCAGCGAAUGCAGCAGAUUGUUGUUUUAAUUUUAGUACACCGUUUGCAAUGACUGCACAAAUUUUACGAACAGAAGGAAUACGUGGUUUAUUUCGUGGUUUAACAUCUACAUGGAUUCGUGAAGUGCCUGGCUAUUUUUUUUUUUUUGGUGGAUAUGAACUAACUCGAAGUCUGUUGAUGAGUAAGGAUGGAAGAAAGACGGAUAUAGGUUUUGUAAAAAUAUGGAUUUCUGGAGGUAUGGCUGGCAUAACCUUUUGGAUAAUUAUGUAUCCAUGUGAUGUCAUUAAAUCGCGACAACAAGUUUUUACAACAAAUAAGAGUUUUUUAAAUUAUACGUUGACAAUUAUUCGUAAUGAAGGUCUUGUAACACUUUAUUCUGGUUUAAUGCCGACAUUGAUUCGAACGUUUUUUGCUACCGGUGCGUUAUUUAUUACCUAUGAGAAAGUGCGAUUAUUAUUAGGUUUACUUCUAAAAAGUGAAAACGGAUAG